This is a messenger RNA of Nematostella vectensis (starlet sea anemone), 5361 nucleotides long. RefSeq lists its product as uncharacterized. Lineage: Eukaryota; Metazoa; Cnidaria; Anthozoa; Actiniaria; Edwardsiidae. The transcript is spliced from 15 exons. The record is from RefSeq and is a predicted model, not a curated record. The coding region runs from base 1070 to 4093 and encodes 1007 amino acids.
UAUAACCGGUUACAUCGUUUUCUGCAAGGCGUUGCUUGUGCUCGUACCUGGAGUCACUUUCCGUCAGUAAAAACUCAAAGAAUGGAUCCGUCCUUUGUAAUAUAUCCGACAUAGUGUGUUGCCAGGAUGAAAACCUACCGGACUGGUGUUUUUGUUUUCUCGUUACGUCGCCAUUUCUUUGAUUACUCAGUCAUUAUAAACUGUAAACAUUGCGUAGUAUUUUUUUACUACGCGCGUACUACGAUGAAACUACAACUUCAUUCAUGAACUACCCGCCAAUGAAAUUCCCGCUAAAUUUCAAAAUGAUUGACAGAUAAAGCCUGGAGAGGAACGGCCUUUAGCAAUACAGGGCUCCCGGCAGUCUUAGACAAUUCGUAGCAACAUCAACAGCCAGUUUUCAAAGAGAUGGCGCGCGAUAAAAUGCUUCAACUUUCUCGACAAACGUUCGAUUUAUCAUUCGAAUGCCAGGAAACUACGAACAAAACUUCAAGGGAGAUCAUGCGUUUUAUAUCGCAAAAACCGAAUUACGAUGAAGCGGUAAAGACAAUCUUCUCGAUGAAGACUCAAGGUAAACAUGUCUUUAUUAUGAUUCCGAUGCAGGUUUUGAGCCAAGAGAUGUUAUUACUGAGUGCUAGGUUUUAUUUCAAGGGUGUCUGAGACAAAUUUACGUUAUUUUAUUCAGAUGCAUUUAGCGAACAACACAAUGAAAACGCUAUUUUUAAAACCUACAAAACCGAACUAUUUUUUCAUUAUGUGUCGAACAUUAUUCUAUAUCUGUUAUGUUAAAUCUUUGAAAAAUACGAUUCCGAUGCAGGUUUUUUCAUUUUCACAUUCGGAUACGGUUAAAAAUUCGUUUUAGGGUUACGCGUAAGUCAUUUGUUAACAAACUUCGUUGUUUCUUGAAAGCCGUUAGUUCAACUUCUGGUUAUUAGCGCGCAUGCGCGUGGUUCAAUAUUUCUGGCCAUGGCAACAUCAGCAUUCAGUCCACUGACUGAGGUAUCUAUCGCUGCUGCCGAUCUCCGGGUUUAAAGUCCCUUACAGCACUUUGAACAGGUGUCAACUCUCCCUGAUGUGUCAGCGGCGAGACUUGCGCCACGUGAUCAAAUGGCUUACGCUGAGCGUCGUGGUGGCAGCGACAAAAAUUGCGCAUGCGCGUUCAUCAGGCGACUGCAUCAAAGAAGUCAAUGAAAACUUCAAGAAAACACCCGAAAAAUACCUUCAUGGAUUCAACAUCGCCUUCCUUCUAGUGAGAAAUUCAUUUGAUUGCACUCUUGCGUGCAUGGAAGAUGACAAAUGUCAAUCAUUCAACUACCAAUUACAAAGCAGCACUUCUGAGCAUGCGUGCGAAUUGUCGAACGCCACCCACCGAGCAUCAUCCCUACUGUCCAGGGAGGGGUACGCGUACUAUGGCCCUGACCUUGACCUUCAGCCAGCCGUCUGUGUAAACUGUUCCCAUGGCAACUUGUGCGUCGAGUCAUGUGACAGCGAGCGUGAUUAUGAAUGCUUAUGCAAUGAAGACAGAACUGGACAGGACUGCUUAAAAUGGAAAGCAAACGCUGCCGAAUACGACGUGAAGUUUCCCGCUCGUAGCAACACGUCGCACAUGGUAGUAGAUGUGGUCAACAGUAUUACUGAAUUCACAGCAUGCAUAUGGAUCACUACUAGCACUAACGGUCCGCUGACCAUCUUUUCAUAUGCUGAACCCGCACAGAUUUCGCAAAUCGUGUUUGUCUGCGACAAUCGUGAGAAGAUGACGUCAUGCAAUCUGACAGUGAAUGGAGCCUCGCGUGAGAUGAAGUACUCGCAGCCUUUGAAAGGGGCCUGGCACCAUAUAUGCAUCAAAUGGAGUAGCACCGGUGGUAUAUGGUCCUUCUUUGUAGACGGGGCCAAAAGGGGCCAAGGUUCCACACUAAGCCCAGGGCACAAUAUCACGUCACCCGGUAAGCUGGUCAUUGGCCAGAUUCAAAAGGUGAUGGUCGGUGGUUUCGAUGCCAGCAAGUCCUUCGUCGGGGUGAUCAGUCGGUUUAACGUGUGGAGUGAGUUGAUCAGUGAUGGGGCCAUUGCAUUGCUGGCUCAGACAUGUGGUCGGGAGACUGGGAACCUUAUUGACUGGAGAGAGAUGAAGUAUCAAGGACGAGCUGACGUCAUCAUUCAAAAACCGACUUCGUGUCUCGGAGUGGCAGAAAAAGGCUAUGACCACGCCAUGCACUUCGUAACCAAGUCCGACUCGCGUUACGCCAUCGCCAAUACGAGUAUGCCCGACCUGACUGCACUGACGCUUUGUGUUACCCUCAAGACGAGUUUUAAUGUAGACGUCGUCCCCUUCUCUUACGCCUGGGCCGGCGAGUCGAACGGCAUUUAUAUCAUCAUUUGGGAUACUGGCAUCAGUUUUUUUAUCGACGGUUAUCGGACAGACAGUGGCCACGCCCUUAUUCGUGACCUCUGGAACAACAAAUGGCACACUGUAUGUCUCGCUUGGCAAUCCUCCUGUAAGAUGUGGGGCUACAUAGAUGGUGUUGAGGUUACAAACUCAUCGACAUUUGUGGAAGGAUCAACUGUCAGGGGAACAGGAGUUGCAGUUCUCGGACAAGACCAAGAUAGUUACGGCGGUGGUUUUCAACAAAGUCAAGCGUUUCUUGGUCUUCUCAAGAACGUGAACUUGUGGGACCGCGUGCUGACAGUUAAUGAAAUCAUCCAGAUCGCACAGGGGUGUGGCGAGGCACGUGGGAACGCAAUCAGCUGGCAAGAUCUUAGAUUCGCCUCCAGGAACAAGUUGCCGAUUAUACGUUACUCCGAUUGCGUCACAGCGAAUCAAUCAGACUUCAUGUUCACCAUCCCGUCGGGCGGUACAGACUUCGUCCAGCUCCCCACCCUACCCUCCCUGGGGAGGUUUACGGUCUGCCUGUGGUUGAAAGAGCGCGCCGCGGAGAUACUCAAAUAUGUGGUCAAUUCUUAUGUUGAGCUGAUGCUGAGUUUUAGCCAUGUGGGGGCCUUGAGUCUCCGCGUUGGCAACGUAGUAAAGAAUGAUUCCUUGACGAUCUUCCCAAGCAGCAUCUGGAAGCAUUUGUGCCUCACAUGGAACAACGAAGGGUCUGGUACCAGUCGUGUCUUCAACAACGGCGUAUUGCGCAUGACCCACAGCCCUCACGCGGGGGGUGUGACGCUCAAGGCUGACGGCUCACUUCGACUACUGAACUGCACGGUGACCCGCUUCAAUAUGUGGAGCGAGAUCCUGGCAGACGAGAUAAUACACAGCAUGUCCUUAGGACCGGGCUCAGAGACAGGUGACCUGGUGGCUUGGCGUGACGUCAUGACCAAAGGAUUCGGGAACACAAAACUGACCCUCACUCCAGAGGCAACAAACGAUGGAGACGAGAUGAACUAUGAACUGAUAUUCCCGAGCCAGUCCACUAACAACCGUGUCGGGUUCACUGGUAUGCCGUCCAUGACUUCCUUGACGACGUGCGCCUGGUUCAAGACUUCAGCCUUACUUAGCGACAUGUACAUUUUGCAGCAUGCGCACAGUACAGUAAUUGACAGCAUGCGACUCACUAUUUGGAAGGACCAGGAGAUCUUCUUCGGAGUAAAUAACACUAUAGAGUUUGUUGAUCUGGGUGUGUCAUUCCGUGAUGAUAAGUGGCACAUGCUAUGCUGGUCAUGGCGCAGCAGCGACGGAUUCUACAAGAUUUACCUGGAUGGGGCCACUAUUCAUGCGUCCUCUGGCUACCAGAAAGGGCACAGCGUCCCAUCCGGUGGGGUGCUAGUAAUCGGACAGGAUCAAGACUCGCUGGAGGGAGGUUACGACGCCAAACAGUCUUUCGUGGGCUCCCUGUCCGGUGUCAACAUCUGGCAGACGGUUCUGGGCGAUGACGUCAUUCAGGCUAUGAGCGCUGGGUGCAACAUGUGGAGCGGUGAUGCUGUCAGCUGGUUGCAGUUGCGCAGAGCUACGAUCACCGGCGUCACCAUCAAGCCGUACGCGGAGUGCUCUCUUCCCGGAGCAAUCGUACAGGGCCAAAGAGACGAGUGGUGCAACAAAGAAUAUUCCUCGCCCCCCCAAAACAGGCUGUACUCUACCGCUUUACGCUCUCUUUGACAAGGCCGACGGGAAUAAUACCAGAGAGUGGCGCUGUUACUAUAGCAACGCACUGACCGCAGACCUUGCUAGCAACCGAGGUUUUGUUUACUAUAGGGGAACAUGUCAUUACACAAGGCAUGCCAUGCUGACGUCCAUUAUCGAGUAGGUUUUCUUAGAAACGUCCCUGCGGUAUGAAAGCCGCGGACCUGGUCUUAGUCGUCAUUCACACUGUUAGACUACGUCGCGUGCAGAGUUCCGUAGAUAUCGCAAAAACAGAGCCGUAAACUAACUUAUGCAAAAAAUGUGCUGUAGAUAGAAGGCAUCAAAUUUUGUCCUCCAUAACAAGAACGACAAGAAAUGAGAUUGAAAAUCAAAUUCCAUAACAAUACGCCCGCAUGGAAAUAACGAAACCUGAAAACUUUUUUGCUUCUUGUUAUGGAUCUCUGCACUUUUAUACCGCAGGUCUAAAGUUUAUAAGGGGCACUUUGCACGACUAUAGCCAAAAAUGUGCGGAAAAUGAAAGACAUCAAAAAAACAAAGAAUCUUUUUGUUGACUUUGUUUCAUAAACUAGAAAGGUCAUUACAGAAUCAAUUUGGCAUUGUGCACUAUGGUAUUAUCAUAUCUGGAAGGCGUGUUGUCUUGGGGAGAUCCUAUAAUGCCGGUGACCCCAUUUGAGUGCGAAUUUCUCGUCUCUGUUAUGUCCUGUGCAACCAGAGCUGUAGCACGCCUCGAAAUAUUUGAAUAUUUGGGUUAGGGGGUUAGGGGGGGGGGGGGGGGGGGCUACGGGUCAUUUCCUUAUACAUAUUUUCUAAAUAUUGGAGGAAACGGGGCCGUGGCAGCGAUUGGGAGACAGGGGGCAUGUUCCCUCCAAUAUUUUUAAAAACCUAGGCACCCCUGAAUUUAUCCAUUAGCACCAUUUAUGUAAGAAACUGUGGAGGCGAGGUUAAGUACAAUUCUAGGCUGAUUAUAGAAGGCUACGUGGGGGCGUUUACUUGUGAUUUUAGCGUAAGCGAUUCCAUUUUGAUUGGACUAGCGAGAACUGGGAAGGGGAAGAGAAAAAAGAGCUCUCGCGCAGCAGUACAAAACAAGAAGGCGGUCAAGACUAGGCGUAUAGUAUGAACAACACAGCAAAACGCAGAAACAGCAAAACGUAGAAAUAGCGUUUAGGAGCUCACUUGAGCUAGCCAGCUGUAUGAUUCGUGAACUAAGGAUCGCACUUACGGAAAUGCCUUUCAAAGCGGCACACUGUAUGAAAUAAUAAAAUGAGUCAUGUGGAUCAGAACAA